Molecule: messenger RNA, 1226 nt
Organism: Hypoxylon trugodes
Lineage: Eukaryota; Fungi; Ascomycota; Sordariomycetes; Xylariales; Hypoxylaceae
Exons: 2
Coding region: 355-1029 (224 amino acids)
Source: RefSeq, a predicted model, not a curated record
AUACGUGAUACAUGACAACCAACUUUGACAAUUUAAUGGGAUUUGGGAAGCGGCAAUCCACAUGAAAGGCAAGAAUGCCCAAUACCUUAGGUAGGUACUAGAUGUACUCACCACCUGCCUACAUGCAGGUAGAAAGCUUGGAGUAUCGAUGUUUUACCAAAAGAUACAGUCGCCUUGGCAGGCGCGCUUCGCACUCUCCUCCAAUUGCCUAAGGAACCAUAUUUGACAAAAGCAAACGGAAGGAAAAGGGAAUACAUAAACCUACCUAGACACCUAACAUUCUCGCAACCCCAGUUCAACCUUCAUCCUCUGAAAAUCACCCCGCACUAGUAAUCACAACAUCCAAUUGCGGAUAUGGCUGAUACCAAAGCAACUCAACCUACCAUCUUAUUGAUAUCUCUCCUCUUGGAGUUGUGGUUCGACGAAAUGUAUGCUCCUCUGCUCACCACACUUGGUUCAAAAGCAUCAGUGAAGCGCGUCAAGAAAGGUCCCUCCGCCAUCCGUCUCCUAACAGAGACCCCACGACCUUCUGCCGUCUUAAUCACGGAUGCAGCACCGAGCAAGGAAGAACACUCGGAUGUCUGGGAUGCGAUUCUCCAGUAUGUACGCCAAGGCGGCACGGCCGUUAUCAUGGGUCAAUUCUCCUCCUUUGUCAAACCCCCCAGCAUGGAACCUUUCUUUUCUAAGGCAGGUUUACCCUGGAAAAAUGGCCCUUACUAUCGGACGACCUUUAAGAUCAAUCGAGGCGCGACUGGCGACAAUAUCGCCGCACAUCUUCCGGAAAGCUACAGCCAGAAGGCGCUGUUUGUGAAAGACGUCGCACUAGCCGAUUCUUGGUACGUGACAGACGAUAAUUCGGUCAUCGAGUCUCACGUUUUCGCUCCGGAAAACGCGCAUACCCCGGGAGAGACGCCUGUCGCGUUUGCGAGUGUUGGGGAGGGGAAGCUUGGAUAUGUUGGCGAUGUAAACAGCGAGGUGGGAUCGACCCGCGUUGUCUUGGCGAUGUGUGGGUUACCCGGAGAGAUCUAGUUAAAUUGGUGGCGCUAUCUAUGAAGUCAUCGCCAUGUUGUGCAACCUAAUCUCACUACGGAGCAUCGGAACUUAAGAUCUAGGCUACAUGCCCUACUUCCCCCUUUUCCACUUAGGUAGUAAUGAGACGGUCUUUCUGUGAACAAGUCUGGUACUGAAGGAAAGGGGAUAGGAGUUGAAGGACGCGAUGUAGGGGC